This is a messenger RNA of Lycium barbarum (goji berry), 1337 nucleotides long. Its product is annotated as zinc transporter 6, chloroplastic. Lineage: Eukaryota; Viridiplantae; Streptophyta; Magnoliopsida; Solanales; Solanaceae. Gene Ontology annotation, biological process: zinc ion transmembrane transport. The coding region runs from base 315 to 1301 and encodes 328 amino acids. The record is from RefSeq and is a predicted model, not a curated record. The transcript is spliced from 3 exons. Gene Ontology annotation, cellular component: plasma membrane. Gene Ontology annotation, molecular function: zinc ion transmembrane transporter activity.
CACAACAUAUAGUCGUAAUGCUAAUUUGACAAAACAAAACACUUCCUUGUGUUCUCCACUUUCUUCUUUCGAUCCUAAAAUAAAGCCAAUUUUUAUGAUCUCAUCCAUCUACUCAUUUACUAUUAUUACGAUAAGUACUGUGAGAGAAAGAGAAAAACAAACUUUGAACCAGUCCACUAAACACAACUGCCUCCAAAUCAAACCCACAAAAUUGAUGAACUUAUAGAAAUACAGUAGUAGUGUCUGCGCAGAUUAUGUAUUUUACUUCAGAUUACUGUAGAAACUGAUAAACUUCAAGUCCUGAAUUCGUCAUUAUGGCUCUGUGUGUGACCGAUACGGUGCGGGCUUUAGCAUGUAGAGACGGAAAAGCAGCAAGAAAUCUCAAACUUAUUUCUAUGUUCGUGAUUUUCUUCACUAGUGUUAUAGGCAUAACGGUUCCAGUUUUUUUAGCCCGUUUAUUUCACGGUAAACCGGUUCAUGAUAAAGCGAUCCUAAUAAUCAAGUGCUUCGCGGCCGGUGUAAUCCUUUCCACGUCACUUGUUCACGUUCUUCCUGAUGCCUUCGAUGCUCUCUCCGAUUGUCAGGUUUCUUCGAGACAUCCAUGGAAGGAUUUUCCGUUUUCCGGUCUGGUAACGUUGAUCGGGGUAUUAACAGCGUUAUUAGUUGAUUUGACGGCGACUUCUCAUGUGGAAAGUCAUCAGAAUAAUCAGGAUAACGAUUAUGCAAUAGUUGGGACAAGUGAAGAAUUAGGAACUGUUGUGAGUAAUAAGAAAAUUCAGGAGCAGGUUAGAGAGGCAGAGGAAUUGGUGAAAUUGAAACAAAGAUUGGUAUCACAAGUGUUGGAAAUUGGGAUAAUUUUUCAUUCAGUUAUAAUUGGGGUGACUUUGGGGAUGUCUCAAAAUCAGUGUACUAUUAGACCACUAGUGGCUGCACUGUCUUUUCAUCAGAUAUUUGAAGGAAUGGGUCUUGGAGGUUGCAUUGCCCAGGCAGGAUUUAGCUUGGGAACAACAGCCUAUAUGAGCUUCAUGUUCUCAGUGACAACACCAAUGGGUAUAUUAUUGGGUAUGAUUAUUUUCUCAAUGACAGGGUACGAUGAUUCAAGCCCAAAUGCAUUAAUCCUUGAAGGUUUAUUGGGAUCAUUAUCUUCUGGUAUACUCAUAUACAUGGCCCUUGUUGAUCUUAUUGCUCUUGAUUUUUUCCACAACAAAUUGAUGAGUGGCCAACCAUUCUUGAAAAAAGUAUCUUUUGUAGCUCUUGUUCUUGGCUCUACAUCUAUGUCAAUCCUUGCUCUUUGGGCUUGAAAUAGUAAUUAAUAAACUUGUGUACCCUUUGCUACU